UUUACUCUCCGCGCCACUCUCUUCUUUCCUUCUCUCUUUUUCUUUCUUCGCUCGAGUGCGCGCGCGCGCGCGCGAUACGAUACAUCUUGGGCCCUGCGCGCACCCCCGCGUUACUACUACCACCCGAAGUUUCCCCACGUGUUCCCAGUGUUGUGUGUUUACGCGCCGUUACGGAGUUCGCCGUAAGGCCGUGAGGUUGUCCGCAAUGGAAAAUCAGCUGGUUGGAUAUUUUUACCGGCUGAGCUGAAGUUUCGUGAUACACUGAGGAAAACAAAAUAAUAAUAAUAACUCGCAAACUAAAGUGAAAAAGUGCAAAUCUUCUAUCGUGUUUGAUCCCGUACCAUGUAGAAAUGGGAACGAGCGCUAGUGUGCGUUACUGUGUCGAUGUAAAGUGCAUCGUUGUUGUAGCAUGUGCAUUGGGUGUUGUGUGUCAGCGUGUCACCGGCGACAUCGUCACCGAGAUGCUAAAGCGAAGGCCGCUGAGGUUCUAUCGUUAGGACGACGCUUCGACUAGCCUUCACGGAUGAAAAUGAAUGGAACCGACAAACGCAGGAGCAUCGAUCACAAUUCUGAGGGAUGGAUCGAAAUUAAUCGAUUCUUAUCGACACAAUUACAUCCAUUGACAAUUUGCGUGUUUCGCGAUAAAUGCGAAACGGUUUGUAUAAAAAGAAGCCAAUGUAUUUCUGUGUGUGCGUCAUCGUCCCGUCCCGUUUGCUCGGGACAAAAAAAUGUUUCGCAGAAAAUGUGGGACGAGAAUGUCCAAAAUGAGUUGCACUGGCAACACGUGAGCCGUUCAACAUAGUAUAUAUAUAUAUAUAUAUUUCGCACCGUGUGUGAUAAGACGGAAAUAUAAUUUAUUGUGCGUGCGCGAUCAUAUAUAUACAACAUCAUGGUUACCUUGGACACUGAGCAGAAGCCCGAGAGGCAGCACUGCGGCCGACGCAUGUGCGCCAUUUGCAGACGCAUCAAACGAGAUAAAGCGUUGAAGGUGAAGCUCAUGCUGAGGCGACCCAUCAAUCAGCUGGUUGCGCAAGGCAUCAUGCCACCGUUGAAGACGCCACCGGCGUUUCACGAGCAACGAAAGCAACUGGAGCGGGCAAAAACGGGCGACUUGCUGAAGGCAAAGAUCCAACAGAGACCGGGCAGGGAUGAGCUGGUACGACAACACAUCCUCGAGGAUGUGGGUCAUGUGGAUCCAAGCCUGGCCGAGCGGCAACGGAUGCUGAAGAAGGCCAGACUAGCCGAUCAGCUCAACGAUCAGCUCAGCCAUCGACCCGGACCGCUCGAACUCAUCCAGAAGAACAUCCUUCAUACUGAAGAGCCCAUCGAAAGGGCGGUCAAAGAGGGUCACAUUCCCUUCAAGGCUACCUGCGAGGGACAAGUGACGAAACCCCAACAUCCGGAUCAUUAUAUUACCUUCGAGGAUGACUCCCAGAGUUCAGAAGGCGCACCCUCACCGCAACUGGAAUCGCGAUCGUCGGACGUCUUGGAAACCGCGGCGGCUUCUGCAGGCAUCGUCACGGUUUCCCUCAGCAUACCAACAACCGGUGGCGCCGUUGUAGUCUCGUCCACGUCACCGGUCUUUCAGCAGACGUCCUCGGAGUCAACAAUACAAACCUUCGCCGAGCUUUGCAACAGCGUCGUAGGUACCCAAUCGCAGCCAGGACAGCCGAGUCAACAACACACAUCUACACAGGCUAGCCAGACGAAUGGCCCAUCGACUCUCCUACCAUUGGCGCCGGCGCCGAGUCCUAUGUCUUUGGGCUCGACGACGUCCAGCCUGAGUCCCUUGUCCAACAUCUCGAUAGCGUCGCCUCCGGCACCGCCGCCCGCAGCAAUCACUCCGCGGCCUCAGCCGAGCCCGAUAGCCGCCGCUGCAGCCGCUGCCGCCGCGGCCGCCACCACGUGCCAAAGGAGCGAUGCUCCCGGGAAAGACAAGAACAGAAAGAAGUCGAAGACCAAAAGCCAACCCAAGACCCGCACGAUCAAGUUCCACGAGUACAAAGGUCCGCCAAACGCGCAAAAGACGCCAGUGUCAUCUAGCACUUCCGGUCUCGGUGCCACACCACCCGGUGAAACUAGUUACGAGCUCCUUCUACAGCAACAGCAACUGUUUCUUCAGUGGCAACUCGAAUGGCAGCACAAAUAUCCGCAAAUUAUCUUGCCGGCCGCGCAGAAGCCACCAUUGUCGCUCACAAGCAGCAACGCGAGCGACACUAGUAGUGUAAAUGGGAACGCUACUAGCCCUACUCCUUCCAAUUCCUCAAACAAUCUUUCGGAACAGCCUCUGUUGAGGCCCUUAGGCAAGCUAGAAGAUAUGAAAGUGAGUGAUCUUAAGGUAGAAUUGAAACGACGGAAUCUGCCAGUGUCGGGAUCAAAACCGCAGCUAAUCGAGCGAUUAAAACCCUUCACGGAGUCGUCAACCAGCAACUCAACUUCUAAUUCUAACGGGCCGCACAUAACGCACAUGGGUCACAUUUUGAUGGACACUGGACCUGGUCUAGUAACGACAGACGAAUCCAGCUUUCAAGCCAAAAGUCCGAGUUCUAUUGUGAAAGACGAGCCGAAUAGUCCGCGAACUGCGUCGCCUCACAACAGCGAACACGACGAUCCGUCGAGUCCACCAGUUCGUGUUUCAGGAGAUGAUAUCAUCAAAGUUCAGAGAAAACGGAUAGAGGAAUUACAGCGUGAACUAUACAAGUCACAGCAGCAACUCCAGCAGAUUCGCCAGACACAGCCUGCGACGGUGCGUGCCGAGAAAUUGAUGCUUCAACAACAUAUACAGAACAAAAUGCAGCAACAACAACUGGCGCUACAUUUGCAACAGCUUCAACAUCUGCAGCAGCAGCAACAGCAGCAGCAGCAACAACAACAACAACAACAGCAGCAGCAGCAGCAGCAGCAGCAAAAUCAACAACAAACACAACAGCAACACGCCACAAUUCAGCAACUCAACGCAAAGGCAAGUCUCGCGGCUUUUUUACAAGCGCAACCGAACAAUGCAACCGCCAUUCUUGACUCUGCAACUCUGACCGCGAUCAACAAUAAGAAGAAUCAGUCCAAGAACAGUACCACAGUGCAAAUACCUACGGCAAUCGUUCUAAAUCUGGCAAAACCAACCAAGCUGAACGGUUCGCUGCUCAGUGCUCUUGUAGCACAAGCGCAAGCUCAACAGCAACAACAAACAACUAGUAGCACUAUUUCUGAGGACGUUAAACCGCCGCCACCGCAAUAUGACGAAGCCGCUAAGUUAUUGAAGGUGAAAAUUGAGCCGGUCCAGAAGAGUCAUAUAAAAAGUCAAGUUGUCGACGACGUGUUGGAGAUACUUAUCAAAAACGGUGAACUUCCACCAAGCGCCGCACAAGAUCCGGCUACUCCCACGACUCCGAAUCGCCAACUGCAACAGAAUUUGGUUUUUACCGCGCCAGCAGACAGUCCGACUCAGUCAUUGGUUUUCACGGCCGCCAGUCCGAUAAGUCCGAUCAGCCCGAUACCGAUGGAAGUGUCCCAGAGCGGUUGUCCAAGCCCGUCCACGCCGGCUCCGCCGCCACCACCGCCGUUACCGUUAACAACAUUCUCCAUUCAGUUACCCAGUGCACUACAACAAUUACAGCAACAAGAAGAGAUCUCGUCUUUCAGCACGGAUCUUUUAUCUUCUGAGGCCGAGUUGGACGCCACGAUGUUGCUCAGUCCUGAAUCGGCGCAACAAGCGUCUCCCGAUCCUCAGCCACCACAAGAAGUGACAUCUUCAGACAAUGCAAAUUUAGAUCUCAAAGAAUUAGGAUUGGAUUUGGAAACGUUAGAUCCGAUGGAUUUCGGCCAACUGGAGUGUGAUGUGCCAAUGGACAUGGACGAUCCUGAUUGGCUGGAUUCUUUAAUGCCGCAAUCGCCACAAGCUUCUACGAUUUCCACAACGCUGUCGUCAACUAAUCAUCACCCUAGCACACCAUCGAUUAGUCUUUCGUCCACCACGGAUAUUUAUGACCCGUUAUUGAGUAGCAGUCAAUACUCAUUCGAUCUCUUUAACAUAGAAGAUUCGGACUUCAAGAUGUCAUCCGAAUUAUCUCCAAUGAACUGGGAUAAGGUGGACUUUGCGACCUAGCCUCAAUUAUUCUCUUGCAAUCCGGCGUUGUGUACUUAAUUAUCGGCAAGUAAAACAAUCAAAUAUUUAAUUCGAGAGAGAGAGAGAGAGAGAGAGAGAGAGAGAGAGA
Molecule: messenger RNA, 4211 nt
Organism: Pseudomyrmex gracilis
Lineage: Eukaryota; Metazoa; Arthropoda; Insecta; Hymenoptera; Formicidae
Product: MKL/myocardin-like protein 1
Exons: 12
Coding region: 890-4102 (1070 amino acids)
Source: RefSeq, a predicted model, not a curated record